AUGCAAUCCCUUCGCCGCGCCGCUGUGCGAUCUGCCCUCUCGGCCUCCAGAGCCGUUUCGGUCAAAACCACCUCUGCUCCCUUCCCUUUCUCCAUCGUCAGAGCCGCCGCGGUUUCCAGAGCUGUCCCUGUGCAAGCUGUGCGGUGGUAUUCCCAGGAGCCCACUUCGCAAGACCCAUUGUCGCAGGACGUCACCGAGGAGGCACAUGCGGCCGAGGAGAACAUCACAGAGCAAACCCAAGAAGAACGCCAGCCCAGGAGGCAGCUCGACAAGUCGAGAGCCAUCUUUGUGCGCAACAUUGUGUUUGAGGUCAACGAGCAGCAUCUGAAGGAGGCCUUCGAGACAUAUGGCGAGAUUGAGGACACCUACGUUGCCCGCGACCCCCGGGGUAUGAGCAGAGGAUAUGGCUUUGUCACCUUCAAGGACGCCUCCGCCGUCAGCGCUGCGUGCGCCGCUGUCAACGGCUCUUUCUGGCAUGGACGCCGGGUAACCUGCAUUCCCCGCAGAGACGAGGAGCAGACUCCCCGUGCCCGCGAACAGAACAGGACGCCUAAUGCCCCCACCAAUCAACUUUUCGUCGGUAACAUCCCCUACGAGACCACCGACGCCGAGCUCAACAACCUCUUCGCUGGCCUCUCGAACGUCACCGACAUCCGUAUCGCUGUCGACCGCACCACCGGCUGGCCCCGUGGCUUUGCCCAUGUCGAUUUCACCGACGUUGCUUCCGCUGACGCUGCCAAGGAGAAGCUGGCCGCCACUAACCUUGGUGGCAGACAACUGAAAAUCGACUUCGCUACCGGUUACGGAAAGGGUGAGCGCACCAACAACAAAAGCUUUGGUGGCCGUGGUGACCGUGGUGACCGUGGUGACCGCGGAGACCGUAGAGACCGUGGCGACCGCAACGACCGUCCCAGCAACGACGGCUUUUAA
This is a messenger RNA of Podospora anserina S mat+, 930 nucleotides long. RefSeq lists its product as uncharacterized. The record is from RefSeq and is a predicted model, not a curated record. The transcript has 3 exons. The coding region runs from base 1 to 930 and encodes 309 amino acids. Lineage: Eukaryota; Fungi; Ascomycota; Sordariomycetes; Sordariales; Podosporaceae. Gene Ontology annotation, molecular function: RNA binding.